Solanum stenotomum is the source of this 894-nucleotide messenger RNA. RefSeq names its product 17.6 kDa class I heat shock protein-like. The record is from RefSeq and is a predicted model, not a curated record. Bases 231 to 704 code for a protein of 157 amino acids. The transcript has a single exon. Lineage: Eukaryota; Viridiplantae; Streptophyta; Magnoliopsida; Solanales; Solanaceae. Gene Ontology annotation, biological process: protein folding; response to heat; response to hydrogen peroxide.
CUAAAAAAAAGUAUCUGGAAUAUUGUAGAAGCCUCUUCCUGUUCGUAUCUAAAAUUAAGCGAAGAAGAUGCUAGAUUACACUCCAAUUGCUUGAGUUUCUCAGAUUCAUCGACUAUAAAUAUCACCAUACUUUCUCUAGUUCAUCAUCAGCAAGUCAUCAAACAAAUCAAGCACUACAAUUAACAAUUUAAAAAAUCCUCUGUUUUCUUCAAACAAGAAAGCUUCCAAAAAUGUCUCUGAUUCCAAGCUUCUUCAGUGGUCGUAAGAGCAACAUCUUCGACCCAUUUUCCCUUGACUUAUGGGAUCCAUUCGAGGGCUUCCCAAUUUCAACCAAUGCCCCAUCAUCUACUCGUGAAAUCUCUGCUUUUGCAAAUGCAAAAAUCGAUUGGAAAGAGACCCCAGAAGCUCACGUCUUCAAAGUGGACGUUCCGGGGAUAAAGAAAGAGGAAGUGAAAGUUGAAGUGGAAGAAGGAAGGAUUUUACAGAUUAGCGGUGAGAGAAGCAGAGAGCAAGAGGAGAAGAAUGAUCAGUGGCACCGUAUGGAGAGGAGUAGCGGUAAGUUUACAAGGAGAUUCAGACUGCCGGAGAAUGCAAAGACGGGAGACAUAAAGGCAGCGAUGGAGAAUGGGGUGCUCACUGUGACUGUUCCUAAAGAAGAAGAGAAGAAAAAAUCUGAGGUGAAGGCCAUUGACAUUUCUGAUUAAACACAAGUGCAGUGCAGUGCAGAUCAAAAGUCCUUCUGUCAAUAAUGUUUGUUUUCCUAAGUAUUUUGGUUUGUUGGGAAAUUAAGCUUUUAAUCUGAAUUUUGUGCAUGUGUAAUGUCUUAAGUUGUAAACAAGAAAAUUUAAUUUCCUUGAGAAUUUAAUUAAUGAAUAAUUUCCUUUUGUCUUUUUC